Gekko japonicus is the source of this 1188-nucleotide messenger RNA. RefSeq names its product transmembrane protein 243 (gene TMEM243). The record is from RefSeq and is a predicted model, not a curated record. Bases 296 to 652 code for a protein of 118 amino acids. The transcript is spliced from 5 exons. NCBI's taxonomy places the organism in Eukaryota, Metazoa, Chordata, Lepidosauria, Squamata, Gekkonidae.
GCCGGCGGAGUGAGAGGUGAGAUUGGCGGCGGCUGGGAUCGGCUCAUGGGAGGUCACGGCGCCGACUCCUAAUGAUGAGGAAGAAAGCGGAGGUGUUGAUGGGAGGCUUGGAUCCCUGGCUCUGAACUGCGACUUGUGUGUAGCCUGGUGCUGCGGGAGCCUCUGCCUGAUGUGUGCUCUGCCAUGUGCUGUGGGCUCCAGGCCUCUCUGAAGCCAGGGAUGGCCUUGUUUUGAGAGGACCCAUCAAUGUGGGAGUGAGCCAUACAAACUGAGCUCGAGAAGAGUUGGGGAAGUAAUGGAGGACUUUACCACCCGGACCUAUGGGACCAGAGGGGUGGAUAACAGGCCUCUCUUUGGAGAGACUUCGCCACGGGACAGGAUUAUCAAUUUAGCUGUUGGCAGCAUAACAUCCUUGCUGCUUAUAGUCACUCUGAUCAGUGCUUUUGUCUUUCCACAACUACCUCCAAAACCGCUGAACAUAUUUUUUGCUUUCUGCAUCUCCUUGUGUAGCAUUUCAGCUGGCAUUCUUAUCUACUGGUAUCGACAAGGAGACCUGGAGCCUAAAUUCAGGAAUCUAAUUUACUAUAUCUUGUUUUCUAUUAUCAUGUUAUGUAUAUGUGCCAACCUCUACUUCCAUGAAGUGGGUAAAUGACUGUUACAGGGCACAGCACGGACUGCGUCAAGAUUGCCUGGAUGGAAGUGCUCUUGAGGUGGAUGAUUGACUCCAAAAGGAGAAGGCUUCGGUGGGGCAGCACUCCAGUGGAUACUUGAGUUUUCUUCUAGAUGUAUAUUUAAAGGCCCUUCCUAUUGCCAUAUGAAACUACAUCUGCUUCUUUCUUCUUCUUUUUUUUGAAAGAGAGAUACUAGUGCACUUAAUGAACUUUCCAGCUGCACACAUUUUGAGAACAGCACAAGCUUUUUCCUUUUGGGGGAAAAAACUGCGUCUUUUAUUACACUGUACAAAAAAAAGGCAGCACUCAAAAGUUUGUAACACAGUAUAAAUAAAAGUUCAGUCUACUGAUACAGAAGACAAACUGGGUCGUGCUUAUAUUAAACGGAACACGCAACCCCUUUAACUAUAACUUCAUUUACACUAACAAAGCCAUAGACAGAAGACAAACUUCUGAAGAAGCUAAUUACAGCAAUAAAUAUUUUUACAUCCUCUUCUUUGUAGUGUUUGGCGUUCAC